Puntigrus tetrazona (Sumatra barb) is the source of this 2329-nucleotide messenger RNA. RefSeq names its product ras homolog family member Ga (gene rhoga). Gene Ontology annotation, molecular function: GTPase activity; protein kinase binding; GTP binding. The transcript has 2 exons. The record is from RefSeq and is a predicted model, not a curated record. Bases 162 to 737 code for a protein of 191 amino acids. Gene Ontology annotation, cellular component: cell projection; plasma membrane; cytoplasmic vesicle. Gene Ontology annotation, biological process: regulation of cell shape; cortical cytoskeleton organization; regulation of actin cytoskeleton organization. Lineage: Eukaryota; Metazoa; Chordata; Actinopteri; Cypriniformes; Cyprinidae.
GCCUUUUUGUGUCACUGACUUCCUCUCUAGGCUGUGCUCACUUCCUCCUUCAGUCCCUGUGUCACUGUAUUUAGGGACAGCUUUAUUCAUACCGCUAUUGACAAUUUCCUGGACACUCUUUUGUAUCAUGCCCGUUACUGAAACUUGAAGGGAGAACAAGGAUGCAGAACAUCAAGUGUGUCGUGGUUGGAGACGGUGCGGUCGGGAAGACCUGCCUCCUGAUUUCCUUCACCACCAACGCCUUUCCUAAAGAAUACAUCCCCACUGUGUUUGACAACUACAGCGCACAGCUGGCCGUAGACUCUAAAGUAGUCAGCCUGAAUCUGUGGGACACCGCGGGGCAAGAGGAGUACGAUCGUCUCCGGACGCUCUCCUACCCCCAGACCAACGUCUUCAUCAUCUGCUUCUGCGUGGCCAGCCCCUCGUCCUACGAGAACGUCAAGCUAAAGUGGUUCCCCGAGGUGUCAGAACACUGUCCCAAUGUUCCCAUCCUGCUGGUGGGGACUAAAAAGGAUCUGAGAGAUGAUCCGGAGGUGCUGAAGAAGCUCAAGGAGAAGAACCUGUCGAUGGUGUCCCAGCAGCAGGGGACGGCGUUGGCCAAACAAAUCCAGGCCAGCAGGUACAUGGAGUGCUCAGCGCUCAACCAGGACGGGGUGAAGGAAGUGUUCACGGAAGCCGUUCUCUCUUUCCUCAAACCCAAAGCUCAAACCCGCAAGAAAUCGUGCGUAUUGCUGUAAAGCAGAUGGGACCUGCAUAUAUGUGUUUUUACGGGGUCAUUGUUUUAUCCUACCUGCUUUCAUGGCAUAAACGUAAAUGGGUGCAUGAAACACAUACCAAUAAGAACAUAUGACUGCAGUUUCCAAAAAAAAUGAAAACUAGAGGCAGUAAAACUCACUUUUUAUCUGCAUAAAAAUAAGCUGAAAUGGCACGGCUGCCUCAACAAAUCAUUUUAAUUUUUUUUUAAAUCAGUUUAGCAUUUGUUUACACUGUCAGGUGAGUUUAGGGUUGGAUUUGGAGUAGGAUAUAUUUCCUGCACGACGAUCCUGCUGCGAUACGUAACUAUAUCAACGUAAUAAAAACGUGCCAGGGUUCACGUAUUGAAUCUGCGUUUUAGUGCCACUUAGUGGACAUUUCUCUUUGAAACUGCGGCGAAACGCGCAGCAAGGUGCGUAAAAAUGAUGUUGCACAAAAAAACGCACAGAGGUACGAAUUUUUAUGAGACCAGGUUGGUUUUGUCACAUGUACAUAUGAACAAAAAAUCACGCUUAGUAAAAACUACAGAUGUCUUUACCUAUUUACAACAAAAUAUCAUACCAAGUGGUAUUUAUUUCAAGGUGAAAUAAAAGAAUGAAAGAUAUCAGGUGUCAAGUAAUAAAACAAUAGAAAUACUUUGUAAAUGCUAAAAAUAAUGGAUUGAUUCGGUGGGGCAAAUUUAUAAUCGAUCAGACAAAAAAACGUUUAAUUGUUAAGAACGUUGUCUUUAGUGACACAUUUCAUGUCAUCUGAAUUUUUUCACUGUUUUGAAUUGAAUGAACAUGUUUCUUUUAAUUUAGAGGAACUUCAAUAUAACUGAAACUGGGCUGGGGAUUUUUAUUUCCCAGCACGCUUUGCCAUGGCACUCAAAUGGAGAGUACAUGCUAAAAUGAAAUGUUAGAUAUUGUGUGUGUGUGUGCGCAAAAAUGUGGUAUUUAGUAGUGUUUAAUGUUUUGUUGUGCUAAUUUGUUGAAUUUGUUGUGCCUUUGCACGAAGGUAUACUGUAUGUUGAAUGUUAAAUGUAUUGCCUUACUUAUUAAGCUAUUGCUAUGCUAAUCAAAGUCAUGUGUUACAUGUUAGCAUCUAGCUACUUAUAGUUUAAAUGCCCACUACUAAAAUAUUUUAAUUGAGAAUACUUGAUAGGUCGAAGUGUAUUCAAAACGUAUGUAACAGUAGUUUACUCAAUUAUUUUAUAUUGUAAGAGCAAUUAAUAUGGAAAAUAACAAUCUCUAAAGAGGUUCUCUUAAACUGUACGUGCCUUGAAAAUAAAAAGAUUUUUAUUCAAACUUUUUAUUUCAAAAACACUUAAAAAAUUUGCUUUGCAACAUAUAAAACAUUUUCAAAGUUGUAACCCAAAGAAAGAUUGUUGGACUGUAUUUUACGAGAAAAUGCUAUCUUAGGUUUUUUUUUUUUUUUUUUUUACUUGAAAAAGUUCUUUUUUACUUUUGAUGUUUCUUUGUAAUCAUUUGUGAAAUUUUACUAGCAUUUACUACAAUGCUUCUACUUGUUUCUGGUAAUUUUGUUUUCAUCAUUAAAAUAUUAUAUAUAUAUUCUGUCUAAUAUAUACAUAUAUUGU